Cygnus olor (mute swan) is the source of this 11591-nucleotide messenger RNA. RefSeq names its product gamma-aminobutyric acid type A receptor subunit alpha4 (gene GABRA4). Gene Ontology annotation, cellular component: neuron projection; postsynapse; dendrite membrane. Gene Ontology annotation, biological process: regulation of postsynaptic membrane potential; monoatomic ion transmembrane transport; gamma-aminobutyric acid signaling pathway. NCBI's taxonomy places the organism in Eukaryota, Metazoa, Chordata, Aves, Anseriformes, Anatidae. Gene Ontology annotation, molecular function: GABA-A receptor activity; inhibitory extracellular ligand-gated monoatomic ion channel activity; GABA-gated chloride ion channel activity. The record is from RefSeq and is a predicted model, not a curated record.
UCUGCAGCAUCCACAUUCCCUAUUACUCCAGGCAUGGAUCUGAGAGGGGGUGACUGAUAACAUUUCUCAGGACAUUCAUAUGGGGAAGAUUAUUACUGGGAGAAGAGAGGAUCGGGACAGCGAAGACUUUAGACCUCAGUCACGAGCAGAACACAGAGGGGAGAGAAACCUUCCCCCUGCCACCUUUCCCUCACAGACACCCACCUCAGCGCCCCGCCACCCGGGGACCCCGAGACCGGGCCGCCCUCAGUUCGGGGCUCACCGGCCCCCUCAGGGCGGCCGGGGCCGAGAGCCGCCUCCACCCGCGGCUCUGCUCGGCUCGGCCCGGCUCCUCCCUCCCCCGGGAGGCCGCUACCGGGCGGGCUCCUCGCCUCGCCGGCCGCCCGGAGGGUGCUGAGGCGGCCCCGGGUGGGAAGAGCGAGGCGGGGCGGAGCGGGGCGGAGGCGGGAGCGGCGGGGCCCGCGCCUGUUGCCCCGAGGGAGUUAACGGCGCGGGGAAAGUCGCCUCUCCUCCGCCCCUGCCCGCCGCCGCCGCCUGGCAACCGGGGGGGGAGCCGCGCAUGUAGGGCCGCCGGGGGCUGCCGCCGCCGUCCCCGUCCCCCCCGCCCCGGAGCAAGGCGUUUAACGUGCCCAGGCGUGAAGUAUGGCAUGCAAAGAUGGUUUCUGCCAAGGAGCCAGCUAUCGCCAUGUCCUCGGGUCUCUCCAUCGCCCUCCUGCACUACCUGUGCCUGGCGACGUGUCUCAGCGGGCCGCCGGGACAGAGCAAAAAAGAGGAGAAAUUGUGGCCGGAGAAUUUCACCAGCAUCCUGAACAGCCUCCUGGAUGGCUAUGACAACCGGCUGCGCCCGGGAUUCGGGGGUCCUGUUACAGAAGUCAAAACAGAUAUAUAUGUCACCAGUUUUGGACCUGUUUCUGAUGUGGAAAUGGAGUAUACAAUGGAUGUCUUCUUCCGUCAAACAUGGGUAGACAAAAGAUUAAAAUACGAUGGCCCUAUUGAAAUUUUAAGACUUAACAACUUGAUGGUUUCGAAGGUGUGGACUCCUGACACUUUCUUCAGGAACGGGAAAAAGUCUGUUGCACAUAAUAUGACAGCCCCAAAACUCUUCAGAAUAAUGAGAAAUGGCACCAUCCUGUACACAAUGAGGCUUACAAUAAGUGCAGAGUGUCCCAUGAGAUUAGUGGAUUUUCCCAUGGAUGGUCAUGCUUGUCCUCUCAAAUUUGGGAGUUAUGCAUAUCCAAAGAGUGAAAUGAUUUAUACCUGGACAAAAGGACCUGAGAAGUCAGUGGAAGUUCCUGAGGAGUCUUCCAGUUUAGUUCAGUAUGACCUGCUUGGGCAUACGGUAUCCACUGAAACCAUUAAAUCUAUUACAGGUGAAUAUAUUGUUAUGACAGUUUACUUCCACCUCAGACGGAAAAUGGGUUAUUUUAUGAUUCAGACAUAUAUCCCAUGCAUUAUGACCGUCAUCCUUUCUCAAGUUUCAUUUUGGAUAAAUAAGGAAUCUGUUCCAGCUAGAACUGUGUUUGGAAUAACCACAGUGUUGACAAUGACGACACUGAGCAUCAGCGCAAGACACUCACUGCCAAAAGUAUCCUAUGCUACUGCCAUGGACUGGUUCAUAGCGGUCUGCUUUGCCUUUGUGUUUUCCGCUCUUAUUGAGUUUGCUGCUGUCAACUAUUUUACUAAUAUUCAAAUGGAAAGAGCCAAAAGGAAGACAGUAAAAUCCCUCCUUGAAUUUCCAGUUGCUCCUAUACAAAGAGAAAAAAGUACAGAAGAGACAGUCACGAGUACAGAUGCCAAUUCAAAUGUGAGGAAAAGAACGAAUGCCACAGUACAGUCAGAAGCUGAUGGUGGGAGCCGAAUUGACACAAGGCACAGCUCUAUCCAGACUCCCUCAGUAGCUCAGGGGUCUUCUGACAUUACACCCCACUCUCUUUCUGCAUCAAGUCCCAACCCUUUUACACGCAUCAAUGCAUCAGAGACAUUAUCUUCUGCAAGAGCUACCCCUCCAGCUCCUCCUUCUACCCCAAUUUUAACUGGAUUUGUAUCCCAGCAUGCUACAGCUGGAUCCCCUUCCAUUCAGCACUUGCUUGGAUCUAGACUGGAGCAGAUUCAGACCACCACACCUAAUACAUUAGGAGCAUCUGCAAAACCAUCGGCUGUCACACCACCUGCUCCCCCUGCCUCCCACUCUGGCACUAGUAAGAUAGACAAAUAUGCACGCAUUUUAUUUCCUGUUACCUUUGGAGCAUUUAACAUGGUCUACUGGGUGGUGUAUCUAUCCAAGGAUACCAUGGAAAAAUCAGAAAGUCUAAUGUAGUUUUGCUGCUAUGUAGUAGUUCCUAAAUUAUACUCACAUUUGAUGCAGAGUUUCUUCUUUUGAAACUAUUUAAAAAAAGAAGUCAAUAAUUCUUAUUUAUAAAAGCUGUGUGCUACUUUCCCGUUGUAAAGGCUGGAGUUAUUGGGGAUAAUUAGUUAAGUCUUUCCAGAGUAAUAGGUAACAGAAUUGUCUUCCUCCCUUCAGCUAGCAGUGAACCAUCACUCUUCAGACAGACUGCUUGCCUUUGGGAGGAACAUGCAGAGGGAAAAAAAUCAAAGGCAGAAGUGCACAACUGUGCAGUGGAACACAUCUUGACUGCAAGGAAUUAUGCAUGCUGAUUACCACAAAUCCCUGAGGCACUUAGCACCGCUGUCUGGACACAGCAUUUCAUUCUUUGAGUGCAAGGCCUAUGUCCUGAAUAUUUUGACAGUACUUGCUAGAAAAGGACUUUCCCUGCUAGAUUAAAAUUGGCAGAAUGGGGGAAAAAUGAGCAGUGGAAUGAGAAAACGGAGUCCAGCCUGGGAGAGUGCAACUCCAGAAAAGUUAUGCAAAGGAGUUGUAGAGCUCCAUAUAUUUUUACUAAGCAUUAUUUUGCAUUGCAACCUGGGAAAUUCUCACUUAAAAUAGGAAUGAGUGAACCUUAUAAAAUCUGAAAUCUGAUGUAAUUCUCAAAAUUUGAGUUUUUUGUUUGGUAAGGUGAUCUUAAAUGUGAUUCUUCUUAAACUUUGCCGACCAGCUUGAGUGGAUUUAUUCCUAAAUUACAUCUGUUGAGGUAGAAGGCAACCAGGCCCACAGUGUUCAACUGUUUGAAUUUUGUUCUUUCCUUUGGAUGCUUUUGGGUUUUUUGUUUUUUGUUUAUUUAUUUUCCAUAUUUUUCAGUCACACUCCUCUGAUUUCCUUUGAAUACAUAUUUCUUCCCCCUCUUUUAUAUAAUGUUUGUUUCAAGUUAAAUUUUCAACAAAUUUUGAAGUAGCUUCAGAAUCGAGUAAAACACAUUUUCCAGUGCUUUGAUGAGCGUGGCUAUGGCACAUCUUUGAGUGAACACAAGACACCCUUUUCUGAAGGAACGCUGUGACAUAAAUAGGAAAAGAAUGCUUCUAGGCGAAGCAGGGUGGAACACAAGGUAUAUUUAUGGUCAAUUCGUUUCUCUUAUGCUAUGGUAUAGAUAGGUGCUUUCUUUAGGGGCUCAAUACGCAAGCAGGCAAUUACCUGUCUUUAUUAAAACAACAACAAAAAUGUGAAUGGUUUAAACAUGAUAAAAAUGUUAUCUGCAUUGUUCUUUUCACCAGAGCGGGUAGAAGAUAUGCUGGCAAUAAAUCUAAACAUGUUUGCACAGAUCCAUCUGGCUAGGCAAAUGGCUACUGUUUCUGUGCAGGCGACAAAUGAAAAAUCAAAUUCUCAGCUGUGAUCUCACCGUGCCUUUAAGGGGUCGGGAAGCAGCUGAUUCUCCUUCAAGUGGGCUAAUUCUUAUCUUCAGUUAAUUUGUGUAGCAGAUUGAUAGCCCAUUGUCAAAGUUUUAUGCUGGGGGGCAGAUAAGGUGAGUGUUGUGGGGUUCUCUGCCCAAGUAGUGGUCAAGUGACUGAGAGACUGAUGGAAAUCACAAACAUCUAUGAUGAUUGAGAUCACGCGUGAGACUGCCCUAGACUGAGUUGGGACAAGAAUCAGUGUACAGUGACCAUAUCUCUGUGCCUCGUUCUAUCUGUCCAAAUUUUAUAGCUAUUUCAUAUCUGUGAAUCUGACCUGCCAGCUUACAGGACCUGGGAUAAUGCAAGAAAUGUAUCUUACAGUAUGUAGUAUGGAUCCCAGUCUACUACUUCAUGUGUAGCAUUAGAAUGUGUAUGACAGGAUGUAUAGGAUUUGGGAUGUCUUACAUGACUUUAUUAAGAUGUAAUAAUAUAAACAGUUACCUUAAUCUUUUUUGUUUAGUUAAGUGAUAUUCUCAAGAGGCUAGGCAUGGUCCUUUCCAACAACACUCCUUGGAAAACCAUUACACGUGCCAUAGCACAGAAACAGAAAUGGAGCACCCGUGCAGGUUGUCUAGCUGCAGUAGUUUGCAUCUUUGGAGGUAUCACUAGGACCUGUGACUGUUUCUUCCCUAAUUUAGUCACAUUAUUACAGAUUGUCAGAACAGAAGAUACUCUACAAGAGAUGGUUUGUUUAUUUUGUGAAGAAGAAACAAAAUUAAUCCUUUGCCAAUUGCUGAUCAUAAUUGCACAAGAGAUAUAUUUUUCCUACUAUAAAGAACAAUGGCUUUGUAUGUGUUGGGAACCUAGUGUUUGCUCCAGAAGUUACUGAAGUUAUUCUUUGCUUUUCUCUCUGAUGAAUAACAAGGAUGUUUUCUCUCAGACAGAGCUUUAAACGAUUCACGAGAAAUAGCUGUCUCUUCCUUUCCACCCACCCCCCUAUACUGCUCAUAUAAUCAGCUUUUUCGGUGCAUUGUUCAGUAGGAUCAACACUGGUUCAGCCUAUUUGACCAAGGUCAAUCUAAAUGUGCUACUUGAAUUCAUUUGUAUGUCCUGCUUCAUAUUGAAGACUUAUAAGGAGGAGAAAAGGAUUGCAGAAAUUAAUAGAAUUCCAGUUAUUAAUAUCUAUGCUUCCACGUUAGAAAUUUUUAAUCAUAUCUCAGAACAAUGUUUUAAUCUGUCGAUAUAUUUCUGAAUUACCUUCCAACACUUGCAUGUUAAUAUUCAAAAUGAGAUAUAAAAAUUCUCAUCGAGUCUAGGACUAAUUUAUUGUACUGUGCUACAUUAUUGUGUUCCUGUGUAUGAAGAAAUUAUCAUAACUAGCUUUCUGAAGUACAUAAGGACAACGUAGAUAGGAGGUUAUUGUUAAAAGUGUUUUUCCAUCAUAUUUAAUCUCCUUUUGGAGUGAUCAGAAACAGUAAACAGCCUGCAGUAUACUCAGAAAUACUGUCUGGUUCUGAAUACUGUGUAAUUUAGAAGCACAAAAAAAAAAAAGCAAGGCAGGAAUAUGCUAAAUAUAGAGGGCCAAAUGUUCAACACUGGUAACAUAAAUCACAAGGGAGAGUGUUGCAGGUGUCAUUUCAGUGACCAGAUAGGUUACUAGGGAUGGUUUUGAGUGAGAUGAGCUUUACAGGAUUUUUAUUUUUUAUUUUUUUAAUAUUGGUUUUGUGGAACAUUUUUUUUUUUUUGACAGAAGCACAGUCAUUUAAAACUAACCGCUUCAGAUAGUCAUCUUUAUAACCAGGAAAGUAAAUUGUAUAGAGAGCCAAAAAACCUUACCAGGAAACAGAGAUCAAUCUCCACUAACUGCUGUUUCCUCGGAGACAUUGUUACCAAUAGCAAAACUCCCACAGAUUUCAGUGAUGCAGCCCCAACCAGUGAUGCAGUCAUUUGAGAAAACUGGUUGAAAACUCAAUUCAAGAAGAUUGUCUUCACAGGUGUUGAAGUGUAUUUCAUAGUCAACUGUAAGGCCAAGUUGUGCAAGGUCAAAUUUCUCUCGGCCCGCUAUUAAGAAUUUUCGCUGCAAUUUCUAAAGUGAUGAAGUCAAGUAAAGAGGCAAACCCAGACCCCAGCCCUCUUAGAGCUCAGAAGCAGUACUGGAGUCUGUCUUUGUCCCUACAGAAGGGACUUGUCUCCAUCGAAUGGAUGUUAAUGGCACAUUUCUGAGGUGCUCUGGAUUUCUUCUCCCAUGUGUUUUUAAUGAAAAAAAGCAGACUUUGUAAAUUGUCAUCCAGUCUACAUUACCUUGCAAUCAGGCAAGUAGACAAUAUGAUAAUUAAAUGAAAGAAGCAAAUAAUUUAAUAAGGAAUGUGACUAGAGAUCUUCUGUUAACAGGAGCUAAAAGUUAUUGAUUACAGGGAGCUCAAGCAUAGUCUUGGGCAUCUCAUCAUUUUUAUGACUCAGGAUGGACUUGGAAAAAAAAAUUGGGAAAGCCAAUUAAUUAUAUGUAAUAGGAUUUAACCAGUUAUUUCCAGAGAAAAAUGAACUAGCUAUUUUUAAUAAGUGCAGAAUUCUUUUUCCUUCAAUUUUUUUGCAUACCUCCUGUAUGUCAUUCUGACACAGUGCACCUUAUGAGGUAGUGAAGUUGCAUGUAUGUUGUGUCAGAACAUCAGAAUGUACAGUGUAUAUCCCUUGUGCUGUUGGAAGUGGAGGGGAAGGCCAAAACAGAAGAAAAGAACACACACACAGGUUGUGUAAGAGACAUACUGGCCACCUGGGACACUUUCUUGUAGGUGCUGCAGGAGAUUUUCUAGGAGAAUUUUAGUGUGGGAAGCUGGAGCGUGGUUUCUUUUGUAGCACACUCUCCCCCCAAAUUCCAAUAGCUUCCACUAAAAUGGAUAGCUGUUGUAUGGCUAAUAAAGUUAUAAAUUACAAUACAGACAGCUGAAAAACACUGCUUUUGGAUUUGUUUAAUUCUAAAGUUAAAAUCAUGGAUUAAGAAAAAUGGCAAAUGCGUUGUUGAGAAAGCUAGGUGACAUAUAGCAUUUAAUGAUGACAUGGAUAAAGCCAAGGAUGAUCAAAGUUUUAGAAGUAUUAGAGAACAGCAGAGAUAUGUGGCUCAGUAAGUUUGCAUGAGGUCAGUGGAAGGUGGAGGAUGGGAUUCACUUCUCUGGAUGGUCUGGCAAACAUAAAUCAGUACAUUAAAAAGUUGAAGGAACAGAAUUGCAUAAAUAAAACUUCUUAGUGCAAAUCCAAUGGGUAAAACCAGAUGGUUCAGUGGAAGGGAAAUCAGGCCUACUGGUUCUCCUGGAAGGAAAAGUGCAUCAUUUUGGAAGAGUCUGAUACACACUAAUUUUUAUAGUCUUCAUUUGUAGGUCUCAGAAACAAGUUGUAGCUUUUUUGGAGAAUAUGAGUGUGGUUGUGCAGUUUCAGCAUGUUCUGAGUACAUCAGAUUUUAAAAGUAAAUUUUUGGCACAUUCUAAGCAAGUGUGAGUAGUGAGAAGUACAGAGCAUUUGGAAAAGCUCUCUUUGCUAAUGUUAAUUUCUGUGUUCUUAACUGGAGGGAAUGAAAAAGCAAUUAUUGUAAGAUCGAUAGAACUUGUAAACCAUACUUUAUUUUCAUGUGGAUUUGAAAAUGUGGUAGGUAUCCCUUUCAGAAUUGAUUAGUUUUACCCUCUAGUCCAUAACUUAAUGCAUCUACAGAUCUCUCUUACACUUCCUUAUUCUUUUUUAUAUUAUUUCACCAGAAAGAGCUUACUUCAAAGCAAACCAGUUACUAUCCACUGCAGCUCACUGUGUUUUCUGGUCAUAAUUCUAUUUGCUUUCCUUCUUUCCUGAGAAACCAAGAGUGUCAUGUCAUCUUUAAAAUAAAAAUAACAGAGAGGGGAAAAAAAAAAAAGCCUUGGAGACUCCCUUUUAGAAAAAGCAUCCAAACUCCCAUCAGCUAUAAAACGAUCUCUUUAAAUAGUAGCAUAAUUUUAGUAUUUAAAAAUACUAAUGUGAUCACAGCCUGGAUACAUAUAUAUAAAAACAUUCAAAUAAUAUGAAUUCUCUGAAUUGUAACGGAAGCAGGCUCAAGAUACACUUGCAAGCAAUCUUAUUUUGAAAGAGUACCUUUCUGUAUGCAAAGCACCAUGUGAGGUAAGGAUUUAUUAUUAUUAUUAUCUUCAUAUCUGCAUUUUCAAGGAAAAAGAUCCUGAUGGGAAAAAAAAAUUAAUAUUGUACUACUGAAUUAACCCUCAACUGGAACAGAGACCUGAGUUGCUCUUGCCAUUGUUGAUCUACUUCACCAUUUGUGGUCUAUUUUAGUGAAUGUUGUAACCACAUAGAUGGUUUGUUGGCAUAAAUAAGCAUUUAAAGAAAUAAUCUUUAUAUGGGAAUGUGUUUUACUCCUUUGAAAAAUCUUAGCUGGAGAUUGGGAGAAGAAGCAGGUGACUUUGUGAAGCACUCAGCUGGACUUGUGAGUUCAAUGCAUUGCAAAACUAAGUACUGAUUUGUCUUGCCUUGUCGUCUUGUGCUGGUGGCUCAUCUCCAUGGUAAGUAAAGAUGCACGAGUAUGGAGAACUCUGAACUCAAGAACAUGUACGAGAGUGUCAUUAAAGUGCUUUCAAAGCACUUUAAUAGUAGUUUUUGAACCUCCUCACUAUACAGUAACUUCACAGUCUGUUUUACAUUUGCAAGCUUGAAAAUCUCCCUGCUAGACUUCACCAGGUCAUCAAAUGAGUAAUAUACAUCAUAACAUAUUUCAGUAAAUCAGUUUUUCUGUAUGUACAUGCAUUUCAUUUUUUAUUAACUUAAGUCAAAACUUUCUAGCACCAGACUGGUGGUGGAGACGUGAGGAAUUCUGGAUAACCAGAGUUCCUGUAGAAUUACAUUAAGGCAGCCUUUUAUAAUGUAGAAGGAUGCCUUUGCAGAUCAAUGCCAGUAGCAAAUUCAUAGUGGAGAUGAAUCCACUGCUGCUUAAUCCAGGCCUUGAGUACACGAGCCAUAUUUGAAGGGAUCAUGGAUGGGAGCUAGCUUAUGUACUACCAGCCUCUGAAGCAGUCUGCACCAGACAGAGCACAUUAUUACAUUAUUACUCUACCAUCUACUACUCUACUGUCUAACUGUGUUCCUACCUUCUUCUUGCUGUCUGCUUUGUGUGGUGAGAAGUACUGGUGUGGUCAUGGCGAGCUGGCUGAAAUAGCUUGUCUAGCUAAAAGCAAGUUUGUCUUUUUUUGUCUUUUGGCUGGGUUAGCAGGCAGCUGAAUCAGUUCUCUGAUCUGGCUCACUGUGUUAAUGCUGGUACAAAGGAGGUGGCGAGGAGGCUGGGAUUAUGUUUUGGGGUGGAUUAAAAUUAUUGUGAAACCACAGCUGUAGGAUUCUUCCCCUGCCUCCUCUGGCAUUAAAGCAGAGGCUCACAGCCUUCCUUGAACCUUAGGUGCCAUAUGUGGUCAUUUUUUUCCUCUAUAAAGGCGAUUUUGUCAGUUGCAUCAAUGACAAAUAAUGGACAAAAAAUACAUGAAGGCCAGAAUUUAUGAAAGAGCUUGAGUCAAACAAGUUUUUUUUUAAGAGAGAGAAAAGGAAGAGAUGGGAAAACAUCAGCAAGGAUGAAAAAUUUAGUUUCUUGCUACCAAGCAGUUAUUUUAAGAUAUGUCCUAUUAGAGGUACUAGAGCAGCAUCUGGCAGGAAACAGCCUAGAAAUAAUUAUUUCUUUAUUAUAAGUAAAAUGAGAAAGUAAUAAAGAAAAUUGCUAAUGUUGCUAAUGUUUUCUUAGAAACGUUUAUGUUCCAUUGAAGUUGUUUUCAUUAAAAAGCGUAUUUCCAUAGCCAGGAAGAAUUAAGAGGCAGAAUAGUAAAGGGAAAAGAUUGAGUUUUAUUAAAUAUCCCUGCUUCACUCUGAUUUAGAAAAUUUCUCAACCAAAAAUGUAAACAAUAACAUUCUUUAUCUUUUGGGGACUCCAAAUAUUUCAUUUUCAGUAAUGAAGCACUUUGAAACUUCUACCAUUUAACGUGAUUUAUGUUUAAGAGACCAAAUAGAGAGAUUCCUGCCUCUGGUUUAACUCAAUUAAAGAAGGAGGGAAAAAAAUCACAACAAAAGCUUUCAUUACAGUGACAGCCAGUUUUCGGAAGUGUCACCUCCCUACAAAAUCUUCAUAUACCUAAAUUCAUGGGAAGCUUUAUAGUGCUGAGCAUUUCUGAUAAUGUGGUCAGUACAACAGCUUGUGGGCUGUGGCUGCAUUUAAAGUAGUUGGAAAAUGUAUAUCCAAAACCUUGGUACGUGUAUAGCAUGGAUCCUGUGAAAGGAAAAGAUGAGUUCGUAACCCAACAUUUGGCUGCUUGAGAGCUCCGAUGUUGCUAAUGUGGGGAAAAGUAGGAACCUGUCGUCAGAAAAGUGAUGAAGGAGAGUGAGACUGCCUCUUUUAGAGAUGAUGCAGAUCUCAUGCUGGCUUAAGCCACUCAUGAAAGUGCCCCCUAAACUCCUUCCCAAGUGGGUAGCUUAGGCAUAGGCUGAGUGUGAUGUGGAAUUCAACACCAACUGCAAAUCCUGCCCGCAGAUCAGCACCCUUAAUCUGUCCUAAGGUUUCUGAUGCUGUGGCUGGAAGACUAGAAGGAUUUGAGCAAGCAGUGACUGCCAGCUGGGAUGCAUCCAUCUUGCUGUGCCUCCAAGCCAUACCGUGACGAAUCAGGGCCCUCAGAGGACUGGGGGCAGGAUGGAAAAUGCUCUCUUGGAGUACCUAAUAGGGCAGACUGGAGCUGAAGCUCUUCUUUCAGCUCAGCACUGCUGAUACUGUCUGUAACAGUACUGAACAUCCCAGAGGAGGGUCAAGGUGUCCUGCACUCUUGUCUUCUCCUUGUACAUCUGCUAAAUGCUCUGGUAUGGAGAGUCGUGGGACUGAUGAAAUUGGGCAUGCCUAGUGCAGCUGCUUGAUAAACAUCCAUGGUUUCUGUAGUUGUUUUCCUAGUCCAGCAGUGGUUUAGGAAAAAAAAAAAAAGUCCAGCUGUACAAGCUCUGCUCCUGAAGCCCAUGCUAGCAGCAUGUGGGCUUCCUCAAAAGCAAAAUAGCGUCUCCAAUUUUUAAAGGCAUAGUUAUUUUGCCCCAUCAGUUGUCCUGUAGCUUAAACAUUGCAAAAGUUGCUUUCUCUUUGACUCUUACUUCUUUUAAAUUCCCUAUUAUGCUGUGUGUUUGUGAAGAAAAUAACUGAGCUGACUCCCCCCUGCUGUCCCCCUGCUGUCUUAUUUACAUUUUUAAAAAAUAAGGUUCUUCACUGCACACAUGGAGAUCACAGGCUGUUUUGCAAAUUUGGGGAAGGCAGCAAACACAGCCAGUAAUUGCCUUGCUGAGUGGGGACUGGGGUCUAAUAGGCCUGAACUUAGUCCUGGUAAAGCCGUCUGUUCAGCAGGAGAAGGUAUCCCUAUGCUGGGGAAGAACAGCUGAGCCUAAAGACUGUUAGGCAUUUUGCUGAGGCAGGGUAUUAGAGUUGAGGCUUAAGAUCUGCUUGUUAGCUAUUUUAAAACCUCCUAAAUGUACAGUCUCUAAACCCAUGCUUCAGCACAUCCUGCUCCUUUUUGCACUGUUUUGGUUCCUUCCAGACCUGUCCCUGACUUUGCUCCCUUGCCCCAUGGCUGAGCAGGGGACCAGUAGCUGCUGGGAUGCUCCAGAACACUGGGGGGACCACGAACAUGGGGAGGGAGAGCUGUGGGGUUUUUUGGGAAGUGUUGCCUUGAAGACUCCUCCCCCUCGUUGCUAAAAUUGGUUCAUCUAAUAAACAAUGUGGGGCCACACUUUCUACUGCACUCUCAAAUCAUGGUGGCCAGGAGGGCAGGCUGGGAGGUGUUAAUUUCUGUGCUGGUAAAUAAUUCAAAAUGUAAUGGCUGUACCAGCUGAGGAAC